AACUGAACUUGAGAGAGACACACACAGGCACUGACAGCAGACUAAGAGCUCCAUAGUGGGUGAAAUCCAGUUACAUCUGCAAGAAGAAUGGAAGUUGAGUGUUACAUUACUGUAUUAAUGCUGGUUUUAAUUCAAGGAACCUUGGCUGUGAAAUAUCUACACGAAAACACCCUUGUCUAUUUUGUUCAGGAGCGCAGUCCCAAUAAACACUUUGAUCUGUUGGUGGACGGAGAUGAGGUUUUCUACAUGGACUUCAACCUGAAGAAGGAGGUGGCCCGGAUCCCCGAGUUUGACGGUCAUUACAUAGAGGGAGGAGAGGCGGGGAUCUCAGCCAAUAUCGCCAACCUGAAACUCAGUUUUAAUGUUUGGAAGAACCUGUCCCAUGGGACCCCGGAACCGAAAGUUGCCCCCCAGAUUGCCAUGUAUCCUGAAGAGCCUGUUGAAUGGGGGCAGCCCAACACAUUGAUCUGUCUGGCUGAUAGAUUCUACCCUCCACACAUCAGCAUGACAUGGUUGAGGAACAGUGAGCCAGUGACUGACGGAGUCAACAUUACGGAGUUCUAUAUGAAACAGGAUUAUUCCUACCAGAGAUUCACAUACCUGAGCUUCAUCCCGAAUCCUGGAGACAUGUAUUCCUGUCAUGUGGAACAUGAGGGGCUGCAGGAACCAGCGACUGUAUUCUGGGAACCUGAAGUGCCCGAGGAACAGUCUGAUCCUGAGACAGUGAUCUGUGUUCUGGGAAUUAUCCUGGGAAUUAUCAGUGCUGUUGUAGGGGUCAUCUUACUGAUCAAAGAGAGACAGCGGCUGCAAGCUCAGCAACACGGCAUCUAGGGGUGGAAGGCAGGAAAUGCUUCACCGCACCAUGUCUCCUCAUCGCUGCAAUGUGUCCUCUUGUUGCUCCAUGUUCUCUCAUCACAUUGUACGUUCUUGUUGUCGCAAAAUGUUCUCUCAGUGCUUGGUGUGAACCAGCAGUGAACUACAACUGCUUGGAUUGACACAAUUACGUCUUUAGAAUUCACGAUAUUUUAAUAUAAUCUUUUCAAAGAGAAAUUUUUUGUUAGAAAUGAAGUGUCUCCUGUUCUUGUGCCAAAUGAACACUGUAAGUUCAUCAAGUGCUGUCACAGAUUUAAUUAAAAUUACACAAAUCUCUGGACUAAUAGUUUGGGUGUUGUAGUUUUAAUUUUACCAUCUUGUCCCAAUAGUCUGUCCUCCGCAAUGCUGUGUCCAAUUCUACUUAAUGUGUUUAGCAGGUUACAAAGCUCCCUAUGUCGUGGGUCCAAAUGUUAACUCAGAACAAAGUCCAGUUGUUUGAACAAGUUGAGCAUCAAAUCAUCCACUUCCUCAACCCAGCUGAACAUCUGGAAGACUAAGUCAAAGCCUCAUGCUCCCAGGAAACAAAAUAACAUUGUCAAGAAACCUCAGAUAAUUCACAGGGAGGAGGCUUCUGAUCACAAAAGGUGUACAGCAAUGGCAGAGGAGACCUAACUGUUUCCUAUAGUGGCAGGAGGUAGAGUAGCAGUUUACAGGGGAAAGUUUUUUCAGUUCAUUCACGGGAUGUCGGACCUGUGCAGCACUGACUGGCCAUCCCUAGGUGCCCUUGAGAAGUUGAUGGUGAGCUGCCUUUUUGAACUGCUGCAGGUAGACCCACAAUGCCCUUAGGGAGGGAAUACCAGGAUUUUCACCCCGCGACACUGAAAGAACGAUGAUAUAUUUCCAAGUCAGGGUGGUGAAUGCAUUGGAGGGGAACUUGGAGUUCUCUAUUUUUAAUGUUUCCAUUUAUUAUGUUUACUAUCAGUAUUCAUCUCAUCUUCUAUUAACGGCUUUGGCAUCCAGUGGAAGACGUCUUCUUCCGGCCCAGGAUCGGCAAUGAGUGGAUUUCAGUGGCUGCUGUGGAUGGCCUGCAUCAGAAGGACCUUCCGGCCUAAUAUUCCAGCAGUCCGCAUGGCGAUCUCAUCCUGGGUGGCAAUCUCAGACUGGCAUAGUGAUCUUCUUUGACUCUUCCCAAACUCAGGAGCUGUUAAUUGAACUGACAUGAACUUUGUCUUAAUUUUUUUUCUUCUUAUCUAUGACUUCUGUGAUUAAUAUAAAUGUCAUGGUAUGGUGACUUAAACACUUUUACUAUAUUUUUUGUAGAAAUACAUGUCACAAUAAAUUGCAAAAAAAUGGG
Messenger RNA from Rhincodon typus (whale shark), 2167 nucleotides. RefSeq names its product RLA class II histocompatibility antigen, DP alpha-1 chain-like. The coding region runs from base 88 to 831 and encodes 247 amino acids. The record is from RefSeq and is a predicted model, not a curated record. Lineage: Eukaryota; Metazoa; Chordata; Chondrichthyes; Orectolobiformes; Rhincodontidae. Gene Ontology annotation, cellular component: membrane; MHC class II protein complex. Gene Ontology annotation, molecular function: MHC class II protein complex binding. Gene Ontology annotation, biological process: immune response; positive regulation of T cell activation; peptide antigen assembly with MHC class II protein complex. The transcript is spliced from 5 exons.